CCCUCAACCCCUCCAUCCCCCUCUACCCAUCCCUCACUCUCAUCCCCACCAUCACCCUCAACCCAUCCCUCACCCUCAACCCCUCCAUCACCCUCUAUCCAUCCCUCACCCUCAACCCAUCCCUCACCCUCAUCCCAUCCAUCACUCUCAUCCCCACCAUCCCCCUCAACCCAUCCCUCACCCUCAACCCCUCCAUCCCCCUCUACCCAUCCCUCACCCACAACCCCUCCAUCACCCUCAACCCAUCCCUCACCCUCAACCCCUCCCUCACCCUCAACCCCUCCAUCACCCUCAACCCCUCCGUCACCCUCUCCCUCACCCUCAUCCCCUCCCUCACCCUCAUCCCCUCCAUCCCCCUCAACCCAUCCCUCACCCUCAUCCCCUCCAUCCCGCUCAACUCAUCACUCGCUCUCAUCCCCACCAUCCCCCUCUCGCCAUCCCUCACCCUCAACCCCUCCAUCACCCUCUACCCAUCCCUCACCCUCAACCCAUCCCUCAACCCCCACAACCCCUCCAUCACCCUCAACCCAUCCCUCACCCUCAACCCCUCCAUCACCCUCUACCCAUCCCUCACCCUCAACCCCUCCAUCCCCCUCUACCCAUCCCUCACCCACAACCCCUCCAUCACCCUCAACCCAUCCCUCACCCUCAAACCCUCCAUCACCCUCAACCCAUCCAUCACCCUCAACCCCUCCAUCACCCUCUACCCAUCUCUCACCCUCAACCCCUCCAUCACCCUCAACCCAUCCCUCACCCUCAACUCCUCCAUCACCCUCUACCCAUCCCUCACCCUCAACCCCUCCAUCUCCCUCUGCCCAUCCCUCACCCUCAACCCCUCCAUCAUCCUCAACCCAUCCCUCACUCUCAUCCCCACCAUCCCCCUCAACCCAUCCCCCACCCUCAACCCCUCCAUCACCCUCAACCCAUCCCUCACCCUCAUCCCCUCCAUCCCCCUCAACUCAUCCCUCACUCUCAUCCCCACCAUCCCCCUCUCGCCAUCCCUCACCCUCAACCCAUCCCUCACUCUCAACCCAUCCCUCACCCUCAAACCCUCCAUCACCCUCAACCCAUCCCUCACCCUCAACCCCUCCAUCACCCUCUACCCAUCUCUCACCCUCAACACCUCCAUCACCCUCAACCCAUCCCUCACCCUCAACCUCUCCAUCACCCUCAACCCAUCCCUCACCCUCAAACCCUCCAUCACCCUCAACCCAUCCAUCACCCUCAACCUCUCCAUCACCCUCUACCCAUCUCUCACUCUUAACACCUCCAUCACCCUCAACCCAUCCCUCACCCUCAACCCCUCCAUCACCCUCAACCCAUCCCUCACCCUCAACCCCUCCAUCACCCUCCACCCAUCCCUCACCCUCAACCCCUCCAUCCCCUUCCUCACUCUCAUCCCCACCAUCCCCCUCAACCCAUCCCUCACCCUCAACCCCUCCAUCACCCUCAACCCAUCCCUCACCCUCAACCCCUCCAUCACCCUCAACCCAUCCCUCACCCUCAUCCCCUCCAUCCCCCUCAACUCAUCCCUCGCUCUCAUCCCCACCAUCCCCCUCUCGCCAUCCCUCACCCUCAACCCAUCCCUCACUCUCAACCCAUCCCUCACCCUCAAACCCUCCAUCACCCUCAACCCAUCCCUCACCCUCAACCCCUCCAUCACCCUCUACCCAUCUCUCACCCUCAACACCUCCAUCACCCUCAACCCAUCCCUCACCCUCAACCUCUCCAUCACCCUCAACCCAUCCCUCACCCUCAAACCCUCCAUCACCCUCAACCCAUCCAUCACCCUCAACCUCUCCAUCACCCUCUACCCAUCUCUCACCCUCAACACCUCCAUCACCCUCAACCCAUCCCUCACCCUCAACCCCUCCAUCACCCUCCACCCAUCCCUCACCCUCAACCCCUCCAUCCCCC
Mobula hypostoma (lesser devil ray) is the source of this 1917-nucleotide messenger RNA. Its product is annotated as cell surface glycoprotein 1-like. Gene Ontology annotation, biological process: signal transduction. The record is from RefSeq and is a predicted model, not a curated record. The transcript has 4 exons. NCBI's taxonomy places the organism in Eukaryota, Metazoa, Chordata, Chondrichthyes, Myliobatiformes, Myliobatidae. The annotation marks the transcript as partial. Gene Ontology annotation, molecular function: receptor ligand activity.